AAUACCAGUUCUCCGGCAUGGGCAAUUCAUUCUACAUCGGGGAAGUUGGUCGGAUUUACAAGUCAGCUAACACGCGCACGACUGAAAUUCCCGACAAUGUUCGAUGGUAAAAAGAAAAAGAAAAAUACCAAACAAACUAUGUAUUUGAGCUGGCCAUGAUGUAAUCGUCAUGGUGUAAUCACUAUUUGGGAUAAAAAGAGAAACAAAGAGUUGAGAGAUCUCGAUUCGAAUAACAAUGCGAAAAAAUCAAACCAGGGUUUCCGCGAUGAACAGCGUGACUCGACUGAACCUGUGAGUAUUUGGGUCAGAUGUGCUGAAGAGUGUUGUUCACAAUUAGGAACUGACAAUUUUCGAGUCAAGAAUUAAGCUCGAGCGCUAAAUGAGCUGAGGAAUCUUAAGCGAAAGGUAUGGAACGAAACAAAGAACGAGUCAUUCGUCGGUGUGUCCGCGGUACAGGUAGAAUAUAUGGUAAGGUAGGUGAGACCUGUAGCAUAUACUUGUAGGUUUACGUAACGUAAGUGUAUAACACAUCAGCCUUUGGUCGCACAGUUUUGCGACUGGAAGAGGGUCACGUGGUUUUUCUACUUCUUUUUUUGAACCGAAGUUGAAUCGUAAAAGGCGCAGACGCGAGAAGCUGCCACCACGUGCACAACGACGACCGUCGGGUUCUCGAUCUCCCUUCCGGCUUUGGUUCUCUGCAUCGCAUCAGUUUCGAGUAGUCUCACAGUUUUAUCUUGUCCGUAGGUUUGUACACCGCCGCUGUAUCAUCGGAGUUAUUCCGUUUCUGGCUUCACCAGAAGCGCGUCUUCAGCUGCUGAGGCUAAAGAGAAGCCGGUGCUCCGAGAUCUGUGGACGGGAAUAAGGGUGUCGCGGUCGCCAGGUAUACGCGAGGAAUUACGUCUGACCUAGAAAUAGAUGUAACAGCGCCGAGUUUUUCAUUUUUCCGUUGGUUUUUCGAAUUCCCUUAUCUCUGUUUUGCAACGCGGAGUUCGUAGCAAUAAUAUUUGUGCGGGCAACGUUCCACUUCCACUUUCCGGCUCGAAAUUCUUCGAAGGCGUAUAUUCGAGGAUCGAACGGCGCGUGGUGGUGUUCACAAAAAGCUGACUGCACGUGAUGACAAAAAUUUGAGACGACAACCAUAUCAUUUCAUCCGAUAUGGACAAGUCCGAGAAGCAACGGGCCGCGCCAAACCCACGAGAAAAAGCAAACCCGCUUUCGAUCAUCACAUUUGCAUGGGUGUUGGACACGUUCGCCAAGGGAUAUAAAAAAGAUUUAGAAAUAUCGGAUCUCUACGCACCUCUUAAUGAGCACGCGAGCAGCGUACUUGGUGACAAAAUCCUCCACAUUUGGGAUAAGGAUCAAGAAAAAUGUAAAAGUGCUAAAAAAGAAGCUCAUCCGAGUCUGCUUAGAGUAUUGGUGAAAUGCUUUGGACCACGUAUAAUGAUGCUUGGGAUCGUGAUCGCAGCUUUAGAAUUUCUCGUCAGAAUAACGCAGCCUCUAAUGUUGGCUGGAUUACUGCGAUACUACAGCGGUAAUUCAAACAUGUCCAAGCAAGAAGCGUACUUGUGGGCUACGGGAAUCAUCACGUGUUCUAUGGUUAACUGUAUAGUCAUUCAUCCUUGUAUGUUGGGAAUUAUGCACACUGGAAUGAAGAUGAGGGUGGCCUGCUGUUCUUUGAUAUACAGAAAGGUGUUAAGACUUUCGAAAACCGCGUUGGCACAGACUACCGUUGGGCAGGUUGUCAAUCUACUGAGUAAUGACGUGAAUAGAUUUGAUUCCGCUAUAUAUUUCAUUCAUUAUAUUUGGCUGGGACCAUUGGAAUCUGUAGCGAUUACUUAUUUGAUUUAUCGUGAGGUAGGAUGGUCCGCUGUAAUCGGAAUGCUGACCUUGCUCAUGUUCGUUCCUUUGCAAGGAUACCUUGGAAAAAUGUCGUCUAUAUUCAGAUUGCGAACUGCGCUCCGGACGGACGAACGUAUCCGUUUGAUGAACGAGAUUAUAAAUGGUAUCCAAGUUAUCAAAAUGUACACAUGGGAGAAACCAUUUUCGUAUCUCGUUGAAAUUUCUAGAAGAAAAGAGGUCAGCGCGAUAAAAAAGAACGCUAUCGUUCAGGGUAUCACCUUGUCUUUUGACAUGUAUACACCGAGACUCUGCGUUUUCAUCACGAUAUUGGUCUACGUUCUUUUCGGUAAUAAAAUUACCGCGGAACAGGUCUUCAUGAUGACAGCAUUUUACAACGUACUUCGUACAGCGAUGACAAUCGCGUUUCCAAUCAGUAUUACACAAAUAGCUGAAGCCUUGGUGUCCAUCAGACGUUUACAGAAAUUCCUGAUGCACGAAGAGAGAAGAAAGCCACCACUAACAGAUGGGCGUUGCGAUUUCGAAAAAACCGGACAUGCUCCAGCAGCUGUUCUGCUAACGAACGCCACUGCGAGGUGGGAUUUGGAUAGCAUGGAUAACAAAUCAAACACUCUGUCAAAUCUGAACAUUGAGAUAAAACGUGGACAACUAACAGCGGUCAUAGGACAUGUAGGUUCCGGAAAGACGAGUCUACACCACAUUAUACUCCGGGAAUUGCCAUUAGUGCACGGCUCUGUCGAAGUAAACGGCAAAGUGGCGUACGCUAGUCAAGAGCCUUGGCUUUUCGCGUCAUCGAUUCGCCAGAAUAUUCUAUUCGGUCGUCCGAUGGACAAAGCGCGGUACGAAAGCGUUGUCACUGUUUGUCAAUUGAAAAGAGACUUCACGCUAUUUCCUUACGGUGACAAGACAAUUGUCGGCGAGAGAGGGAUCAGUUUGAGCGGAGGACAACGUGCGAGAAUAAAUUUGGCAAGGGCUGUCUACGCGGACGCAGACAUUUAUCUAUUCGACGACCCUCUUUCGGCAGUGGACGCUCACGUGGGAAGGCACAUGUUCGACGAGUGCAUCAACGGUUAUUUACGCGGAAAAACAAGAAUCGUGGCAACUCAUCAACACCAAUACUUGAAAUACGUAGAUCGCAUUAUCGUCCUGAGUAACGGUACCGUGGCUGCCAUGGGUACAUUUGAAGAGCUUCAAGCCGCCGGACUUGACUUUGUUAAACUACUCGAGCAAGUAAACGAGACGGAGGAUAACGAAAGUAUUCGAAGAAGUUUGAGCAGACGAUCUUCUAUUCAGAGCACUAGAUCUGAGGAGGUAGUUGAGGUCGAUCCUGUAGAGGAGGCAGAGAUGAGAACCAGUGGACAGGUUUCUGGAAAAAUUUAUCUGGCAUACUUCAAAGCUGCUGGAAACUUGUGUUACGUUAUCGCCAUGUUGUUGAUCUGUGUUUUGAAUCAGAUAGUCGCCAGCAGCGGUGACUAUUUCGUAACUUAUUGGGUUAAUACCGAAGAAGCGUCGAUGGUGAAAAUCAACGGGACACUCGUCUCUGAAUGGGCUGGACCGUUGAGCAGAAACAUGUGCGUUUACAUCUACAGCGCGAUAACCAUCGCCACUGUAGUUUUCACUCUUACACGGACCUACAUGUUCUUCAGCGUUUGUAUGAGAGCGUCGAGGAGAUUACACGGAGAUAUGUUCACCAGUAUAACUCGAACCACAAUGCGUUUCUUUAAUACUAAUACAUCCGGACGUAUUCUGAACAGAUUCUCCAAGGAUAUGGGAGCCAUUGACGAGUUGCUGCCGAUGAGUAUGGUCGACGUUAUGCAAAUUGGUUUGGCACUUUUCGGUGUCAUAAUCAUUGUAGCAGUCGUGAACCCUUGGCUUAUAAUUCCGACUUGUAUUAUCUUGGGUUUAUUGUAUCUCUUGAGAGUAUUUUACAUUAGUACAAGCAGAAGUGUAAAACGAUUGGAAGGAAUAACCCGCUCACCAGUAUUCGCACAUCUCAGUGCCACUUUAAAUGGAUUAACAACAAUUCGAGCGUUUGACGCCGAGACUAUUCUUGCCAAAGAGUUUGACAACCAUCAAGAUCUUCAUUCUUCGGCGUGGUACAUUUUCAUAUCGUGUUCGCGUACUUUUGGAUAUUACCUGGAUCUCACGUGUGUGGUUUACACCACCCUGGUCACCUUCAGUUUCCUAGUUUUGGAUCAGAAUACUUUUGGUGGAAACGUUGGUCUCGCGAUUACCCAGUGCAUCGGUCUUACCGGGAUGUUGCAGUGGGGGGUGAGACAGACGGCAGAAAUGGAGAACCAGAUGACUUCCGUCGAAAGAGUUUUGGAAUAUAGCAAACUGGAACAGGAACCAUCGUUGGAGAGCACUCCGGAAAAUAAACCCCCGAAAGAAUGGCCAAGUCAAGGAAAAAUUGAGUUCAAAAAUAUGUUCCUCAGAUAUGAUAGGGCUGAGCCUCCGGUCCUAAAAGAUCUUAAUUUUAUUAUAAAUCCUAGAGAAAAAAUUGGAAUUGUUGGACGUACAGGUGCAGGAAAGACUUCUUUGAUAUCCGCUUUAUUCCGACUGGCAUAUAUCGAAGGAGAUAUUUACAUCGACGAUUUACCAACGAGUAAAUUAGGUAUGCAUGACCUGCGAUCAAAAAUUAGUAUCAUCCCACAGGAGCCGGUACUUUUUUCGGGACGUUUGCGUGAAAAUCUUGAUCCUUUCGACGAGUAUUCGGACGACGUUCUCUGGCAAGCUUUGGACGAAGUAGAAUUAAAAGAAGCUGUAAACGAGCUAGUAGGCGGUCUUCAGUCGAAAAUGUCGGAAGGUGGUAGUAAUUUUAGUGUGGGUCAGCGGCAACUACUUUGCCUCGCUCGCGCCAUCGUAAGAAACAACCAGAUAUUGGUAUUGGAUGAAGCAACUGCUAACGUCGAUCCACAAACCGACGUUCUCAUCCAAGAAACUAUUAGGAAAAAGUUUGCCAAUUGCACCGUUCUAACGAUAGCACAUCGAUUAAAUACAGUAAUGGAUAGUAAUAACGUGCUGGUCAUGGACGCAGGAACGAUGGUGGAAUUCGAUCAUCCUCACAUAUUGCUGCAAAAUCAUCAUGGAUAUUUGUACAAUAUGGUACAACAAACUGGGCAAUCUAUGGCGGAGACUUUAACGAGAAUAGCGAAAAAGAACUACGAUAGCCGAAUGCCGACCUGAGAAAUAAACAAAAAUCAAAAACAAGACUUAAGAUUUUCCCAAGAACUGAUAGUUAAGAAUCAUCAAUUAUUUGCCAUGGUGCUCAUAUCAAUGAAGAACUUCAAAUAUUUCACGAACGAAGCACAUCUCCAUUAUAUUAUAAAAAUUAGAAGCAGAGUAAGUUGGUAGUGAAAAAAAAACAAAAGGCGAUAAAUCAAAUAUUUUUAUAGUCUUUUUAACAUUAUAGUCUUUAAUAAUGAUCAAAGUCUAAUAUUAGUGACCUGCUAUGAAUAAUAUUCCCAUACUUUUCUAUCAAAUUGAAGGAUCCUGGAUAUAAAUUUGUAAUUUCGGCGUUUCAAAUUUGAGCUUGGGCUAAUUAAUGCCCGAUUAAAUCUUCGGCAAGAGUAUAUCUCCUGCAGGGGUUAGUUAUUGUAAUUGCAGUUAUAGAAAAACGUGAACAGUUUCGUAAUUUUAAUGAAUCAUGAAGUAUUGAUUUGUUAUAGCAAAUCGCAGGUAUAAGCGGAUGAUCUCAGUCAUGAAUGUGCCUAGAGGAAUUAUAGAAAAAUGAUAAAAUGAACACUACUGUAAUUAGAAAUAAGAUAUACAAUUAUUCAACGUUA
Messenger RNA from Athalia rosae (coleseed sawfly), 5642 nucleotides. RefSeq names its product probable multidrug resistance-associated protein lethal(2)03659. The transcript is spliced from 12 exons. NCBI's taxonomy places the organism in Eukaryota, Metazoa, Arthropoda, Insecta, Hymenoptera, Athaliidae. Gene Ontology annotation, molecular function: ABC-type transporter activity; ATP hydrolysis activity; ATP binding. The record is from RefSeq and is a predicted model, not a curated record. Gene Ontology annotation, cellular component: membrane. Gene Ontology annotation, biological process: transmembrane transport. Bases 1156 to 5043 code for a protein of 1295 amino acids.